UAUUCCGUAAAUAAAACCCUAUAUAAUGUAGUAAUUUAAAAAUAAGAUGUUUUAACCGAAUUAUAUUUGCUAUGAAGUGUUUUAAACCUCAUGCCGAUUAAAAGAAAAUAUUGCAGAUGAAAAGAGAAGCUUUUACUACGUAUUCACGUUCACGCUCCCUUCUAGCAUGAAAAUAAAACUAAAACCAACACCAGAAAAUUAUAUAUCGGCUGUUCUAGUGUGUUGAAUCGAAGCUAUUCAUGAUUGUGAUUAUCAGUCCAGAUUACAUCACGGCCGUGAUUCUGAAAGGGGUGGAAGUUAAAGCCAGCUAAACUGCAACUGGGGCAAAGCGUAUACUUACAAUUUUCUACGGCUAGAAAAAAAAACUUUAAUCAGUUCUACGAAUAGCAUGUUUGCAAUGAUGGACAACAAUGAUAAUGAGAACUAUUGCUACCAGAAGAAUGCCAGAGGUUCUUCCGGGGAUGCCAGCAAGGGAGCCAUCCCGAAGGCCACUGUUGUUAAGUAUCAAAACCAGUUUAACAAUAACAAUAACAAUGUGGCGGAACAGGAAAAUCUAAUGCCGCAUGUGAAUGGUGCCCAGUUGAAUCCGGAAUGCGGCGAACGGACCAGCAGUGAUCGGACUGAUUCUGACGACUUCUACACAGUUGAAACGACGAAUCAGCAAACCGUGGAAUCCGGAGAGGAUCGCCUGAACGGAAAACCGGAUGGUCUCUCAUUGCAGGAACCCUGCCCGGACGAUGAGCGACUAGCCAAUAAUGGAGCGGCCGCCGGUGCUGCGGAUUCCGAUGAAUGCGACUUAGACGGGGACUAUUCGGAUAACAACUCGCUUGGCAAUCUCUCGUACGUCAGUGAAAAUGGCUUAAUCGAGGAAAUCAUUUUGCUACCGAAUAAUAUUUACUCGGACGAUGAAAACGAAUCUGCCUCGGAUGACUGUAUUUACGCUUAUCGCGGCGAUGAUCAGGUGCCAGCUUUAUUAGACUUUCGAGAUCAACCAGCGGAUGACGAGACUGACUUUUUGGAAAUGGAUUUUGAUCCAGAACCUAGUUCCGAGCUGGAAAAUCUACUGGAACACCAGGAAAUAGACGCUGAUGCAUUUAAAUCCUCGCGAACCAUAGACCGAAUCUCACUCCAGGAGGUGGAUAAGAUAAAUACGGGUUUGAAAUCCUCGAGUUUUGAAUUGGAUAAUUCACCACGAAGACAGGAAGAACCACCGGAUGAAGCGGAUAGCGCCAAAGCUUUCAAUACGAGCGCACCGAUGGAAGUGAAAAAUACCGGCGCAAUACCUAAAAAGUUACAACAGCAGUCUUCCGUGGAUAGCGAGUUGGCUGGAUCAAGUUCACGAUCGUCAUCAAAAAGUAAUUCAAAAAAUUUAAAACUGGAUUUGAAAUUAUGUACCGACAAUAGCAACUGUGAACUGGACUAUCGAUUCGGUUUUCAAUACUAUGACCGCAAAAAGUACUCCACGGAUCGGGACGAGGAAACGAGCUGUCUCGAUUGCACAGAAAAACAAUUCCUAAUGCAAACUAAGCAGGAUCUUAGCUCACAACGGGUAUGCCGAUCGUGUUAUCACCGUAAUCUUAACCACGGAGGAGCACCGCCCGCCGAUGGUGAUUGCUACAAAGAGAUGGGUCAGUCAUUAAAUUCCAGUAACUCCGAAACAGAUUUGAUGAGCAUCCGAGCGGAGCAAAUUGUGCUGCAAGCGUUAAACAAAAUCAAUGAAUUAAAAGCUACUCCACCCAGUGUUGGUCUGUCCCGAAGUAUGGAGGAACUGUGCGUCGAUCUUGAAGCAGACCGGAAAAAUCAGGAAAUGGCAGCCAAUUUCAUGCAAGAGAUUUACUCCGAAAAUACAAUAACAAUAUACACCCUUAACUGUGGAGAACUAACGAUAAUUGAAGCUUUGACUCGUAUUGGUGUUGCACCGAAUUUGGACAUCCUUCGAUUGUAUUUUGCCGAACAGUAUAACGUAGACACUAGCAAAAUGAAUAUACCGCAAUAUCUUUUGCAUAUGUCGAAACGCGACUGCAACAUAAAGAAAUUGAUUGAGGCCAUUAAAUCGUGCUGUGAUGAACCAUUAGACGUGCAGUAUUAUCCGCUGGAUCCGCUGUCGGACACUCCUGAACUGGUGCAGAUCAACUCGUCUGAAAUCGCCAAGCGAUGGAAUGAGAACACCAAUUUGAGGCAGAUUAUCAACUUUAAGCAUAGAUACUUCGACACGCUAAAUGUGCUUGGCAAAGUCGUCAAUAUUCUUAGACUGCCUCACAGAGGAAGACACGCCAAUUUGACGAUUAACAUCCCCCAGUUUUAUAAAAGUGGAUCCAUAACGAUAACAAGGAUUACCUGAACCAUUGCCAGGUCGCUACUACGUUCUAUACUUUAUUUUUCUGCCAUACUCUCUUUCUAUCUCUCUUAACAGAAAUAAUAACACUUAACAAAACAAAACGAAGUAACAGAAGAUUCUCAAUUAGUUAGACAUCUGGUUUAUAUUUUAUGAUAGUAAAGUGGCACAAAGUUCGUUGCGUACAGCCGAUCAUUUAAUUCGAGUUUUGUUGAGCUAACUUGCAACAGAAAAACCUGCUACAUGUACAUUAACUGACCAUGUAUAAUAUGUUACGAUUGUGUAAAUAUAGAUCGCUUAUUUAUUAUCUAUAUUAUAUUGUGCUACGAUUAGCAAAACGCAUAUCCUUGUUAGCAAGUAUCUACACCUGAAAGGAAUAUUUAGUUAUAGCUUUAGAAACAAUCUAACAGGUUGUUAUCGGUGUAUCAAGUUUAGUAUGGCAAAGGAUAUGACAUUUUACAAUAAAAAAAGGUGUACAGGCUAUAUCGGGCGUUACGGAGAUAUAUGACAAAACGCUAUUUGCUACCAAAACAGUAGAUUAACAGCUCAAAGUGAAAACAGUGCAGUUUGUGAACAGAUAUUUACUAAUAAUGAGCCAGGCUAGUGUAUUGACUGGAAGCAUUCAUUAUACAUCUUUAUACAGAAAAGAAACCCUGUUAUUACACGAACACCCUCUACGAUAAAUAUUACUAAGAAGUAACAUUUCAAUAAAGCUAAUA
Sabethes cyaneus is the source of this 3054-nucleotide messenger RNA. RefSeq lists its product as uncharacterized. The transcript has 6 exons. Lineage: Eukaryota; Metazoa; Arthropoda; Insecta; Diptera; Culicidae. The record is from RefSeq and is a predicted model, not a curated record. The coding region runs from base 389 to 2341 and encodes 650 amino acids.